Laccaria bicolor S238N-H82 is the source of this 1245-nucleotide messenger RNA. RefSeq lists its product as uncharacterized. The record is from RefSeq and is a predicted model, not a curated record. Bases 1 to 1245 code for a protein of 414 amino acids. The transcript has 3 exons. Lineage: Eukaryota; Fungi; Basidiomycota; Agaricomycetes; Agaricales; Hydnangiaceae.
AUGGAGCCCACAUCAGGGCACACCUAUCAGAAAUUCCGCAUCAUUAACGAGGCACUCCACGAGGAAACAAAUCAUGGGACUGAGCCCGACACAGGUGGCCUACCCUGCGCUGACACGGGAAAUGGUCCCCCACAUGCAGAAGAGCUUGAUGAUGGCACGGAAAGUGAUGCCGAGAGUAUCCAAGAUGGUCCUGACAAAGACGGCGAUGAAGCGAUCGUCGACGUCGAGGAAUUUGAGGGUGUUGACAUAAGUACGCCGGAAUUGGGAAACAACGCAGCCACCGACGCGACCUCGCGUGAUCAAAACCGUAUUGACGCGACAUUGCCGGAGGGGAAGCUGAGGGAAGCUCCAACUCUAGACCUAGCAAAGGAGACAUUAAAAGAUUUGGAGAGCAAGCUGAACCCACCACGAAAAAAAGGGAACGGACAUGUCGAUCCUAAAAUAAAUCCCUUCGUUAGGAUAAGGAUGGAGGGGAUGAGAACUCUCCUUAACUUUUUCACCAACCCCAAAUCGGCGACAUACCAGAAAUGGUGUGCGUCAUCAAUGCAAGCUUCAAUAUCCCUCGGGCGGGGUACAUACUGUGCACGUCAACUGCGGAAACUCACGCGACAAUUUAUUGAAAAUCGGAAGAUACUCCCCAUUAAUCCCUAUGGUGACUGGAAUCAAACGAUGCUCGCGGAUGAGGAUCUUCCAUCCGACAUCAACCUCCAUCUGCAAGAACUUGGAAAGGAUAUCACUGCUGGGAAGAUUGUGGAAUUCUUAGCACACCCCGAGGUUAAACUCAAGCAUGGAAUCACAAAGAAAAUUUCUUUGCGCACCGCUGAGAGAUAUUUGAAGCUUCUCGGCUUCCGUUGGAUCACUCCGAAGAAGGGACAAUACGCAGACGGCCAUGAGCGCGAGGAUGUGGUUUGGUACAGGGAUAAUCGGUUCUUGCCAAAAAUGAAGGACCUGCUCAGAUGCGAAAAGAUCUGGUCAACAGAAAACUUACCAGAGGAGGGGCCCCAGCUGGGUCGUCGUGUCAUAAAAUGGCACCAUGACGAAGUAAUCUUUUACGCGCAUGAUUGGGGGGGAAGAAGAUGGUUUCAUAAAGAUGCAACACCAAAGCCGUACAAGAAAGGGGAGGGUUGUUCUUUGAUGGUGGCUGAUCUCGUUUCCGUGGAUUUUGGGUGGCUUCAAUCUCCCAAUGGGAAAGAAUCAGCACGCGUUCAUCAGGAAAAAAAAAUUUUUCUUCAGAAAUGUCAGUAG